UGUACAAGAAUAUAAGCAAACUCCUAAGUUCACCCAUUUUCUGAAUGUAAAAAAUGUGUGAAGUGUAUACAAUCAAUUGCAAAAUUAAACAUGAAUUGUAAUAAUUGAAAAUCUGAAACUGAUGAUUUAGGGUUGUGCUGCACACCAUCAGAUCUACUGCUUGAGUGAUUAUGGUGUAAUAGUACUUUGGACCCCAUUAUACUCUUGUCACCUUUUGUACCACACUGGGUCAAAACAUCAACGAAAAAAAAACCAGCCCACCAAACAUGCAAACAAACAACUCCAGCACCCCCAAAAACCCAACAAGCAAACAAAGGGUUCACUGCAUUUUGUUUCGCUACUCUGCUGGCCUAUUUUUCUAGGGGGGUUAAUACAAGUGUACAUGUAUGUGUGUAUAUAAUUGAUGUGAAAUGAAAGCUUUAAAUGACAACUUCUUUCACUGUGGUAUAAAGUUAUUUCAAGGCUACCUAAACGACAAUAUGCAUUAUAUUAGCCUAACCAAGUGGACACGGUUGAAUUUGUUUUUUCUAUAGCCUGAAAACGUCAUCAGGGGGAAAAACGGAUAUUUCCAAAUCGCGUUUCGCAAUCAGGGUCAAUAAAUAUAGCGCAGACGCCAUCACGGGCAAAAACCCGGCGGAUAUUUCCAAAUCGCGUUUUGCGAUCGGGACGCGACGGCUUCCUACCAACUCCAGCCAGCAACCGACCCUAAAGUGAUAGAGAGAUCUACUUUAGAAUUUGUUGACCAAAAGGAACUUUCAUCCCGUCUUUCAGAGACAAAGUAAGGACAGGAUCGAGUUGUACGAUGAAAAAGCUUGAACUGAUUACGUGUCGGAAAGUAUAUAGCGUCGUCAUUCUUGGACUACUACUGUUGGCCUAUUGUUUCGCAUGUUACCAUACAGGCCUAAUUGAUACCCGUCUGGUGAUUCCACAACCGCUAGCACGCCGCAAGAACUCCACGGACGGUCCUCCAGUGGAGGAUGCAAUAAGAACCCAUGUGUUUCAGAUAGGCGACACAGCCAGAUCGCUCUACAGUGACACCCUCGGUAAACUCCCAACGAAUCCACAGUAUCACAGGCGCUGGGAUGUCAACUGCUCUGCCAUUUUUGCCGGAAGUGAAAGAGUUAUCACGAGUGUGAGCAAACAAUUGCUGCAGGAGCAACAGGAACAAUCGUUGAUGCCUUCGGAUAGCAAAGUGGUGACGUGGACGAAUGACUGUACAUUAUACAAGAAACAGAGAGGGUAUCCUACGACACCCAACUCGGACGAAGAGGCAGGUUUCCCGUUGGCAUAUAUCCUUGUGGUUCACACGGGAGCGGCCCAGGUGGAGAGACUAUUGAGGGCGAUUUAUCAGCCGCAGAACGUAUACUGUCUUCACCCGGAUUCAAAAUCACCCAGGGAGUUCCAUCAAGCAAUAGCCGGCCUCGCAAACUGCUUCGACAAUGUGUUCAUAGCUUCUAAACUUGAAGAUGUUGUGUACGCCGGCGUCACUCUGUUGUUGACGAAUAUCAACUGCAUGAAGGAUCUGACUGGUCGAUCCGCAUCUGGCCACCCGUGGAGAUACGUGAUGAACCUAUGUGGGCAAGACUUCCCCUUGAGGACAAACCUGGAGAUUGUCGGGCAGUUAAAGGCGCACAACGGCCAGAACGAAAUCCAAUCGUCUGUUCCAGACAAGCGUAAGAGUAGAAGAACUGAGUUUAAAUUCAUCCUGCGAAACAAAUCGAUCGUCAGAACUAAAAGUAGAAAUGGUCCUGCGCCACACCAACUCAAGUUGUACAGUGGUUCAGCUUACUACGCUGUCACCAGAGACUUCGUCCGCUACAUCUUAAGUGAUCCAGUCGCCAUAGAUUUUCUAGAUUGGACCAGAAACACGCACAUGCCGGAGGAAACUUACUGGGCUACUCUUCAACGGGCACCGGGCGUUCCAGGAGGGAAUUACAGAGCAGACCCACAAAUCAGACCGUUCAGUGUCCGUUAUGUCCUUUGGUACACGAGAGCGUCCCCGCAUAAAUGUCGAGGCAAAUACAUCCGUAGGGUCUGCGUCUUCACAAUCGGAGAUAUACACUAUGUUCAACAGCAACCGCAUCUAUUUGCCAAUAAGUUCUACUACGACUACGAUCCAGUGAGCUUGCAGUGCCUCGAGGAGGCGCUGGAGUUUAGAGUUCGUCACUCCGAGGAGUCCGACAAAUAAGCUAAGAUUUCUAGUCUGAACACGAAACAAUUCCCGACCCCGAGCUCCUGCUCGAAUUGAAGACUACUGAGUUGCAGGCCUUACGAUGGAUUUUACAAAUUUGGGCAACAUUCAAUUCCACUUGAAUGUCUAUAAGACAAUGAGAAAUGAUAUAGUAAAGUUCCCCAAAUAUAAACGCACGCUAUUUCCUGAGUGAUGUUUCCGUUAUACUCAAAUUCAUGUUGAGCUGUUGUCCAAUGGUGUCUUUAAAAAGUACGUGACUACUGGUAUUUUACACUUGCCAAGGAUGACUGAGCAAACAUGGCCUCUAUGAAAGGGGUCAAAAUCAGCACUGUGACAAGGUAAUAGUACACAAUGGGAAAAUGGUGAUAGGGACAAUGAUUAGGUGCUUCAGUGAAGGAAUGAAACAAUCUUUCUGAACACUCAAAUCUUUUCAAUUCAGGAAAAAUGUUACAACAUGACGCCACUUCCACGAUUGUGUACAAAGUCUGUGGAGAGUCAAGAAAAUGUUUGUAUUUCCUAAC
Patiria miniata (bat star) is the source of this 2712-nucleotide messenger RNA. Its product is annotated as beta-1,3-galactosyl-O-glycosyl-glycoprotein beta-1,6-N-acetylglucosaminyltransferase 4-like. The transcript has a single exon. The record is from RefSeq and is a predicted model, not a curated record. The coding region runs from base 803 to 2188 and encodes 461 amino acids. Gene Ontology annotation, cellular component: membrane. Gene Ontology annotation, molecular function: acetylglucosaminyltransferase activity. NCBI's taxonomy places the organism in Eukaryota, Metazoa, Echinodermata, Asteroidea, Valvatida, Asterinidae.